This is a messenger RNA of Aspergillus pseudoviridinutans, 1041 nucleotides long. Its product is annotated as putative phosphatidylserine decarboxylase. Gene Ontology annotation, molecular function: phosphatidylserine decarboxylase activity. The record is from RefSeq and is a predicted model, not a curated record. Gene Ontology annotation, biological process: phospholipid biosynthetic process. Bases 1 to 1041 code for a protein of 346 amino acids. Lineage: Eukaryota; Fungi; Ascomycota; Eurotiomycetes; Eurotiales; Aspergillaceae. The transcript has 3 exons.
AUGUCUGGCAUCUUCGGCUAUAUCCACCAGCUGGUGGACCAGGCGUUCGCCUUCACUAAGCUCAUCCAGAAUCGCGAAGUGGGAUGGAUGACCGUCGACCGCAAGACAGGCGAAUACAAGCGCGAGAAGCAACCAUUGUGGAAGAAGUUCAAGCUGCUACUACUCUUUAACCCGUUGACAGAAUGGAUUGAUCAGACUCAUCUCAUCCGAAUGUAUACGCACGAGAAGAACCUCGCUGCAGGGCGCAAAGAAGGGAAACCCCAGUCCCACAAUCAAAUCAAAACCUUCAUCGACUUUUACCAAAUCGACAUGUCGAAGUUCGACCCAUCCGAUCCGGAGAAAUACGAGACAUUCGAGGACUUCUUCGUGCGGAAGCACGCCCCCGGCGCACGACCAAUUCAUGCACCGAACGACCCCACAAAGGCUGUCGUCGUUGCCGACUCACGAGUCGUCGUCUACCCAACUGUCGAAACUACUCGCAGGCUUUGGAUUAAGGGUUCCGAGUUCACCAUCCAAAAUCUCAUCAAAGACAAGGACCGUGCAAAGGCGUGGGACAACGGUGCGGUAGCAAGCUUCCGUCUGAGUCCCCAGGAUUACCACCGAUACCAUUCCCCUGUUGAGGGGAAGGUGAAGUGGUAUAAGCAGAUUCCCGGUGAUUACUUCCAGGUUGAUCCCGUGGCGCUGCAGAGUUCGGUCAACAUCCUGACGGAGAAUGCGCGUUGCUGUGUGUGCAUCGAGACUGAGGAUUUUGGGCUGGUUCUUUUCGUGGCUAUCGGUGCUACCGAUGUCGGGACCGUCGAUUUCAAUGAUGAAAUGAUGACUGCGGGACAUCAUGUGAAGAAAGGCGAUGAAAUUGGACUCUUCCAAUUUGGCGGCUCAAGUAUCCUAGUGGCUUUUGAGAGAGACCGGAUUCGAUUCGACGAGGACCUGGAGAAGUUGAGCCAUCAGCAGAUCAUGGUGGAUGUUGAGGUUGGUAUGAGCUUGGGGAGAGCAACGCAGAGAGGGCAUACUGCGACAAAUGUAGUUGCAGCAAGUCUUUAA